Molecule: messenger RNA, 3732 nt
Organism: Penicillium griseofulvum
Lineage: Eukaryota; Fungi; Ascomycota; Eurotiomycetes; Eurotiales; Aspergillaceae
Product: Tetratricopeptide-like helical
Exons: 10
Coding region: 1-3732 (1243 amino acids)
Molecular function (GO): protein binding
Source: RefSeq, a predicted model, not a curated record
AUGACCACCCCAGAUAUCUCUGUGUGGGCCCAAGCGGUAGAUUUAUACAACAAGACUCUAACAAAAGACCCCAAUAAACGGAUCGAUGUGAAUACAGGGUGGGGCCCUGGUAUUCACUCACUUUCAAGUGUUGACCAGCUCAUCGACUUUGCUUGUGAGACGAAAAAAUGUGCUGAAGAGAAAAAGUGGAAAUUCUCAAGCCGAGUAGAUGAGAUACUGCUCUGGUUCAAUCGAAAUGCGACCGUGGUGGAUGUAAUGAUCCAACACCAGCCACACAUAACAGCCCUAGUUUGGGGUGGCAUCCGAAGCUUGCUUGCCGUUGCGAUUAGAGAGAUCGAGGUUUCAGAUAAAAUAGGAUCAAGCCUCCUUGACCUACUGAAGCAUAUAGGACGCUGGGAAACCUAUCUCCAGCUGUGGCCCGCUACACCGCGUCUUUCAGCGGCUUUAGUUGAGCUUUUGGCACAAAUAAUCAACUUUCUUGUUCGAGCAAGCACAUACCAUCAGACACCUCCACACAAGCGAUAUGUGAAAGCUUCCUUUACAUUUUUCAAUGAAAAAGUUGAGAAUAUCUUAGCUAGCAUUACACGCUUAGCUGACAACGCGGAAAAGGAAGCUCUGCUGGCUUCACAAGUUGAGCAGCGAAAGCAGUUCACUCGCGCUUCCGCAGACUCCAAAACGCAAGCGCUAAUCAGUGAAGGCCAAAUGCACAUGCUACGGAACAUCAAUCUCAAGUGUGAAAGCCUCGCCGCAAUGUCAAGGAAAAGCCAAAACAACCAGGAAUCCGCAUUGGUGGCGUUGGCGUCAUGCCUACGAGAUGCUCAAGUCCACGAGAUUCAGAAUCGACAGCAAGCUGCAAUAAGAUGGAUUCGACAGGGUCUCUCGGCAACUGUGAAUAUUCCUCAUUGGGAAAAGGAUACAUGUGAAUGGAUCACUACUCACAAAGCUUUCCUGGCUUGGAAAGCCGAUGGUUAUCAAACUCCACUAUGGAUCCAUGGCAUACCUGGUUGUGGCAAAAGCGUGCUGGCCAGCUACCUGACGCAUAAUGGCUUCAACACUACCGACACGCCAGGGGGCGUCUUCGCCUACUUUUUCCAGAAGUCUCAGGAUACUUCCACGCCAUCCGCCAUGGUCUGCUCUGUUGUUGCGGAAAUCAUGACUUCUUCUACUUUGAAUCAAUCGGAAGGGUUCUUUGACGCCAUAUCUAGCAUCGAAGUCUUGAUGGAUCGACACAGUAAAGGAACUGAUUGUCCCCUGGAUAUGACUUGGCGAAUACUGGAGUCUUUGAUGGCUAAAAGCCCGGGAUUUGCUAUAAUUGUGGAUGGAAUUGACGAGUGCGCCGAGAAAGAGGAUGUGAAGAAGCUGCUACAGCAUCUUGGCAAGAUGGCCCAAACAACCAAUGCUCGGAUAAUCGUCUGUUCCCGAUACUUCAAACACAUUCAUCAAUCACUAGGCAAUAUUACGCGCCUAUUGAUUGAGGCUGAUCAAAUUGGUGCUGAUAUUCAAGCCUUCGUUAGAGCUGAAAUCGACCGAACAACGCGGCUAGCUAAGAUCAAAGAGAGAUUGUUGACCAAGUGCAACAAACAAUCCCACGGCAUGUUUCUGUGGGCACGGCUUAUGUUAGAUGCCGUAAAGGCGGCACCAGAUGUCAAGACCCAGCUGGAGAUUAUGGAAAGCUUUCCACCAGGACUAGACGCCGUUUAUGCUCAAUUCAUCAACAAGACAGGUCGUGGGCUCGAUAGUGCCCAUCUUAGCAUUCGCCGUCAAUUUUUUACCCUGAUUAUAGGGAGCUUUCAAUUCCUGACCAUCAAUGACAUUGGUACAGCCAUGAGUUUAGAUGUUCGUCGUCUAUGCAAAGAUGAGAACCGUGAGCUUUUUGACGUUGAGACCAAACUGUGCGACCUUUGCAGCCCUCUUGUGGUCACCACAGACGGGACUGCUCGGUUAAUUCACGCCUCAGUUAAGGAUUACUUGACUGGGUUCGAAAAUCCAACUUCUUUAUCCAUCAGUUUAGAUGCUACCACCACGAAUCAGUUCAUGGUCACUCGCUGUUUGUGUAUGCUCAUGCUACCUGAAUUUAACAGCCGUUCUCUCAUUGCUGAUUUACUCCGACGAAGUAUGUAUAAGUACAGCGAGGUUGAGGAAUCUGCUGUUGCCAUGGAAAGCCCAUCUACAUUGCCGAGCUUCUACAAGUAUGCGGCUCUCAAUUGGCAUUCACAUCUGGUUGCACUACCCCAGGCUCCCCUGCAUACCCUGAAGCUUGUGGCCAAGUUUUUCAAGAGUCCCCAGCUCGUUACAUGGGCCGAAAGCCUCUUCUUACUUCGUGGAGGACUUCACGGUGCUCCGGCUAUGGAAGUCGGUAGCUACUUGAAGUCCUGGCUUACUCUCCAGCCACCUUCAUCGCGAGAAAUUGUCCCGAUGAAAGAUUAUGUCGAAUCAGCAUACGGGCAGCUGCUCGAAGAUAGCCAAAUGACAAAAGGCUUCCCUUUAGCGAGUGCAUUUAUUCGGUCCAGGUUGGCGGAAUAUCAUGCCUGGACAGCAAACAUAACCGACAGCGCUUUCGAUCUGUUAGUGACGGCGGCGAAAGGCCUUGAAGAUCACCUGGGUCCACAUCAGUUGACAUUAAUGGCCUUGGAUGCGCUGGCAACAGGUAAGGUGUUGAAUAACAUUUUUGAAUCACUGCACAGAACGGCAUCGCUGAUUUUGCUUCUUCAAGGUACCCUAGUUCGAGGACUCCACGAGCAAGCAGCCCAGUCACACGCAGAGGUCCGGCGACAAAGAAUUCAGAUUCUGGGUCCAACGCAUCGAGAGGUUUACAUGAGCAUGAGCUACGAGUGUCUGAGCAACUUCCACACCCUGAAUUUUCGUGAAGCGCAAAGGCUCGGGGAAGAAGCGUCUAGGGGCCUGCUAGCCACAGGCGUCCCAACAACAAGGCUCUUCCUACACAACCAACUAUAUCUUGGAUACGCACUAGAGGGACAACACAAGAUUAAAGAAGCGCAAAGUCUUUACGAGAAUGCCUAUGCAACAUGGAUGGAUCUCAAUGGCCCGGACGACCCUUCUACACUGAUGACCCAGAGCGCCAUGGCAUCAACAUACAGAAAGCUUGGCAAACUAACGGAGGCAGAGCGUCAUUAUAUUAUUUGUUUUGCGGGCCGUCAGCGCGCUAUGAGCCUAGACAACUAUCUAUGUAUUGAUCUCGCAAUCAGCCUGGCUUAUGUAUACUGUGAGCUCCAUCGAAAUGAAGAAGCGGCAGCAUUACUGGAGAUCUGUCUUCCACUCCCGACCCUCAAGAAGCCGGCUCACUUUGAGCGUGUAUGUCAAAUAAGACAUCUUCAAGCCUUGAUGCUCUACGACGAAGAUCCGGCGGCGGCCGAAGAUUUGCUGCAUGACUUGAUAAACGCCUCCAGGCAUAACCGGCCGCCUGUGAAUCGGGAGUUGGCCUGGGUUCGAGUUACACUAGCAAAUUGGUUGAGAAAUCGUGGCAAGCUCAAGGAGGCCCUUCUGCUUUUCCAAGAUCUUGUUAUGCCAAUUUAUCCUUCGCAUAGUGCCCCUUUGACAGACGAGCAAUGCAAUAUUGCAGAGGAGGGGGUUAGGCUUGUUAAGGCCGGACUUGCAAUCGAAGCAAGGCGCUUGCUUGGGAGCCAUAAUCUGCAGUGGGCGAGGGACUACUACUUUGAUAUCAUCCAUGGGGCUCCGCUCACGGAUACAGCCUGGGAAAGGGGGUACCUCUAA